AUGACAUUCCAGCUGUCGGACUUGAACCCAUUGUUCAAAGCCCCGGGGUUUCUGCCUGGAUGGCAGCACCCACGGUCGCUUGGGAAGAAUGAGGCCAAACAGUACACGGAGACCAACUUCUACAAGUUCGCACAGAUCAGACGGGUUUUCUAUUUCGUUCUUCAACUCAAAGACCAUCAGCAGAAUGAAAAGUCUUCGACUCCCUCGUCUUCUUUAGGACCGCCAGAGACCAGUGGUGAAUCUACCAACGGGUCGCCAACCCCACAGCUCAACAUCUACGAUUACGAAAGCCUCAUACGAAACCAACUGGCUGAGAACUAUGGUGGCAAAGGCGUUCUGGUAAUUGCUUCAGGAAAAGAUGUGUGGGUAUUUUUGAUGGAUGUCGCUGAGAUCGAAGAUCCUGCUGCUUCUGCCCAAUUGCAGUCUGCAUUAGAGUCGCUAAUUUCAGACGGAAGAUUGCCGUUGAACAUGCAUUCAGUUGGGAGUUUCACUGCGUCCGAAUUCGCCCAAAAACCAAACUUUUCAAUGUACAUGAAUUUCUUCAAGGCCGUUAGGAAAUCGAUUUUCGCCAAAGUGUCAGCGUCCGGUGCCAAUGCGAAGGGCUACAUGCUGCCUUUUGCUACGCAGCUGCUGAUCCACAAUAUCAGCCCGGAUUCUUCUGAUGACUUUUCGGUGCUGAAAAUGAACCCGUCGUUGAGCUUAAAAGGAGAACUCAUUGUCAACAUGUCGAUGUCAAAUUUCCCGCGAUUUAGACGAUUAUCGGACCUCUGUCCUGGAGAUCCUGUGAUAGCUACGGACGACAAGGUGGUGUAUCUAUGCCCGUCUGGGGUGCGUUGCUACUUCGCGGUGAAUGGUAAUUGCAAGGAUUCGCUUACUGAAGAGGCUCCUUCGCAUCUGGACAAACACAUACAAUUGUUAAAGGAACAUUGUGACAUAAUAUUGCCGCAGAUACCUCGGAAGAAGGCGUGGGUCAAGCUGGUGCCUAACCUGAAGCACCUGAACAGUCUCACUCCCAUGAUCUCGAAUUUUUUGGAGAAGGAUCUGGCCAGAUACGGAAGCUCCAAGUACAUUGUAUGGCCCACAUGUUUGUGUUUUAUCCAGACGUCAGUCGACACUGGACAAGAUUCUGCUCAACCGAAUUCCAAGUUUGAGGAUCCGUUUGACGUCGUCAACGAUUUUAUAGAUGCGGAUCUAGAAUACGAUGCCAAAAAAGAAGAAGAGGGGUUUCCUGUUUUGAACCCUCCCAUCGCAGAUCUGGAAAUGCAUGAUUUUGAAGAAGAUGUUCGUAUGGCCGAUGAUUCCAAGCUUUGGUCUGAGGACAGACUGGAGCAGAAAUCCGACCAGGAAAGCAUUUCGCAUGAUGAAGUAUCCACUCCAAGUCCUAAAGGAGAGGACUGGGACGAGCUGUUUGGUGAUAUGGAAGAUGAGGAUGACCCUAUGACCAACCAGCUGCCAAAUGCUGCUGCUUCUUCUCCUUCAUUUUCCGUGCAGCUUGGUGAGGAAGGACUCGGAUCCGAUAUGGAGGAGUCACGGAGCUUUGAGCCUGUUUCCACGUCUUUGUAUGAAGAUCCCGGAGCUCCUGCUCCUUUGCCUCUUCAAAUAUUCGCAUCACCUUCGCAUGAUUACCAGGAAAACCGAACCAUUUCUGAAAAACCCGAGUCCAGAAGCGUUACUCCCAACGAGCUGAAAAAGUCCGUUUUUGCUCCGCUCAACUUCAACCCUGUGAUACAAAAAAGUAUCGAUAGCAAGUACUCCAACGGAGGAAAGUACUUUUUUGGGUCUUCGAAAACAGGCUCUGACGACAUAGAGAUUGAUGAUCCUACGACUCCCUCCUUCAAGAAGUUUGCGCAGAGUAGGUUUGGCGAUAUCACUCCGUCUUUGCAAGAGAAUGACGAUAGCGAUUUGGUAUCUGAUAGCGAAUAUGAGUCUUCAGACAGUGAUAGCACCUCAGAUAACGACGUUGCUGAGGAGAUGGAAGUGACGCCUGAAUCGAAUGCUGGUAUGGUCGGGCUGGGGAUCAACCAUGGAUCGUUGCUAUCCAGUCAGGAACCUGCAAUUUCGGCUCUAUCUGCUGGUUGGACGUCUUCACAGAAUGUAAACCAGUCACCCAUUCCUGGUGGACCCGUUGAGAAUCAAAACUGGCUGCCUUUCCUGCUAAGAACGAUUCCGAUGUAUACUAUUCCUGCGUGUUUCAUGAAGAACAACCCUUCCAUCAGUGCUGGAUUGUUGGGCUCGGUUCUGCCAAUUAUCCAGAAUCUUUUGGUUUUUGGCUGGGCAAACUAUCUUGAAGAUGACACUGAACUUGCCUCUUUCGACCCAUGCUUCCAGGAGCUCAUGGCUUCUCGGUACCUUUCCUCGGACAUUGACAAUGUCAUGAGGACUUCGUUUCCAGGAGUUGCUCCCCUGAAACUAUAUGAACUACUGGGCAGCAGCAAGUCCCAACAAGUGAAAUAUUUCGAUUAUCUGACUGGGGAGUACAAAGAUUCCAUCGAGUACACCGACCAGUACAUUCCGCAAGAGUUUGACGACCCCAAUUUCGCAACGACCUCGCCCCUAUUCAACAUGAAUACUGCUCCUGAAAGUGCAAACUUUGCCCAACAGGCAAGCGACACCCAGUCGAUGCUAGACAGUGUCAGCCAGUCUAACCUUUUCCAUUUUCCACAGUCAAUGAUCAAUCUCAAGCGCAUGGAUCAACCAUUGAAAGUCAGCCUCUCUGGGCUCAAGUUUUGGAACCUUUUGAAUUUGCAGCCUUUGCACGGAAAGGCGGACUUCAGAAUGGUCAUAGUUGCUCCUCACAUUAACGGGUUCUUCGCUGACCAGUGCAAGGACUUUUUCAACAGCGUUGUGAUAAAUUAUUCCUCCUGCAAACUUGGCACGGUACAUCCAGUCGAAAUCGUCAAAAAAGAUGAUGAUGAGUGUCUAUUGCUGAGUGAUGGUGUUCUGACAAUUGACACAGAAGACGUGAACAACGAAGCGCAAUACUGGGAUUCUGUGAGAGCCACUCUCAGCUUGCUUGCAAAAUCUAUACAGCUAAGUUAUCUGGAGAAUGAGCGAAAUGCGGAUGCCCAAACUGCGGACGAAACUCAGAGGUUACCCAUUUUGCUCUUUUUUGCUGAUCCUUUCGGAAGCAUCAGCUCAAUUGUGGAAGCGGCCAAGUCGGUUUCGGAGUUUGCAGACACAGUCUCCAUGGCUGUUGAUUCUCAGUCUAUAUCUGAUAAGAAUGCUUUGGACAAGCAGAAGAAGAAAAAGAAGAGCAACGCAAGUACUCCCAAAACUCCUGUGAUCCCAAUAGUGAGACUACCCAUCAAGGUAUUCCAGAAGAUCUUUCCGAUCGAUUUCUGUUAUUCAAGAGACGGUGGGUUUUCCAUGUGUACCAACUCCAUCUUGACAAAGAUGUCUUUGAGUCUCUAUAACAUAUGCCCGUCGAGUGAUCACUCUCGAGACUUCAUGAGGACAUUCACUACUAUCUCGAAGGAUCUUCCCAAAAAGAUUGAUUUCAAACUCACCAGAAUGGCUAUCGCCAGCUCGCUAAUUUCGGAGGACCUUUUCAUCCAUGUUGCUUAUGAAAGGUCGAUUGAUAAAAACUGGUGUGUGGCAUCAUGGACUGACCAAUAUGGCAGUAUCAGAAACCUGCAAUCGUGGCAUGUUCCUUACGAGUCGUCCAAGAACGGUAAAGGAGGAUCAUCAGCUCCAUUUGAGAGCGUGAGCAACAAGAUGUGGAACAUAACCAUGAAUUACAUCAACAAUCACACUGGCAAGUGCUAUGUGAUUCUCACCAGACUCAACAAUGUCAUUCCCGACGAUGAGCUGAUUGAGUGGAAGAGACUCUCGCAGAAGUACAAAAACAUGUCACUGGUUGUUCUAACUGUCGAUACCAGUUCAUCCUUCCUGGUGAAGGUAGGAAACGCUAACGGGUAUUGUGGGGAUCCUGAAUCCUCUGAUGCUGGUUUCAAUGCUGGGUUCACUGGAGGUAAACUCAACACCAACACUGUGGGGUCGACUUCUUCAAACACAGGUGUGACUCCGUUCAAGAUCGAAAGCCCCGAAGUCUAUGGCUCAAUGACUACUCCAUCUGACUUCAACAUGCUUUCUCCAUCAGGAGGGAACACAGGAAAACCUCCUGGAACGCCUGGUAAUUCCGAGACAAGUUCCAUCCAGGAUGUGACAAAAGAAGCGUUUGGACUAAUUCUCAAUAGUCCCUUGCCGCUAUCCAACCAACCCACAAGAAUACCAAUCAAGACUGGUUAUCUCUAUAACGUCUUCCCUCUGAACAGUGAGCGUAAAGACAAGAGUUCGCUAGAAGUCAAUCUUCUGAGUUGUCCCCAUUUCUCGAACGGACCAGAACUGGUGAAGACCAUUCUGUUCCAAUAUAGAAACUUGUCCAACUUGAGUGAUGCGUGGGCCAUGAGUAAGCCACACUGCAAGUUCAACUCGAUGAUUCCGUGGCAUAUCAUGGCGGUCAAGAAGACGUUGAGUGGGAUUGUACAUAUCAGAGUUCAAUGA
Molecule: messenger RNA, 4503 nt
Organism: Kuraishia capsulata CBS 1993
Lineage: Eukaryota; Fungi; Ascomycota; Pichiomycetes; Pichiales; Pichiaceae
Exons: 1
Coding region: 1-4503 (1500 amino acids)
Biological process (GO): regulation of transcription by RNA polymerase II
Cellular component (GO): mediator complex
Molecular function (GO): transcription coregulator activity
Source: RefSeq, a predicted model, not a curated record